AUGUGUUGUUCAAAAUGGGGGUGGUGUGGUCAUGGUCGUGACUAUUGUGGUGUUGGUUGUCGAUCAGGAGCUUGUUGGUCAGGUGGCAGUGAUAAAGGUAGAGAUGGAGGUGGAGUUGGAGUAAGUGGUUCCUAUAGUGGAAGAUGUACAUAUUACAAUGUUCAUGUUGGACUUACAGCAUGUGGUACACGACAUGGUGAUCAUGAAAACAUUGUUGCAAUGAAUUCGGCUCAAUUUGAUCCUCACACACCAAAUGGAAAUCCAAAUCGUAAUUCCUUAUGUGGUCGAAGAAUACAAGUAAAUGGUCCCCGUGGUUCAACUGAAGUUCAAGUAGUCGAUAGAUGUCCAGGUUGUCCAUAUGGUGGUUUAGAUUUAUCACCUGCAGCAUUCCAGAAAGUUGCUGGAAACCUUGAUGUGGGUGUUGUUCAUGUCACAUGGAAUUGGAAAUAA
This is a messenger RNA of Rotaria sp. Silwood1, 450 nucleotides long. NCBI's taxonomy places the organism in Eukaryota, Metazoa, Rotifera, Eurotatoria, Philodinida, Philodinidae. The record is from the annotation of a GenBank genome assembly.